AUGGUUGCUCAAUCCGUCAACAUCCAAAAGCAACGUUACGCCCACGAGCUUGCGGAAUAUACCAUGAAGCAGUACGACAUGGCGCGCAGGUCCGCCGAGCAAGGACGCCCGCCGAGCGCAUCCGUACCUGAAGAACAGAUUAAGUCUCCCAAUGGUCGCGACGGCAGUAGAUUACGGUCGCUCGCGAAGACGGUGAAAUGGCGAGUGAAGCCCUCACAAUCCGAAUGA
Messenger RNA from Punctularia strigosozonata HHB-11173 SS5, 228 nucleotides. RefSeq lists its product as uncharacterized. The record is from RefSeq and is a predicted model, not a curated record. Bases 1 to 228 code for a protein of 75 amino acids. The transcript has 2 exons. Lineage: Eukaryota; Fungi; Basidiomycota; Agaricomycetes; Corticiales; Punctulariaceae.